AUGGAGGAGGAUAUCCCUGAGCCUCAGAUGGAGGAGGAUGUCCCUAAGCCUCAGUUGGAUGAGGAUGUCCCUGAGCCUCAGAUGGAACAUGCUGAUGAUGCUGGAUUCCCCGGAGGACCGAUGUUGAGACAUGUGUUGACACAGUGUGAGCACCACGUGGCUCGGAGGCUAUGGGAAGGAGAGGAUCGUGGACCGUUAAAAGUCAUUACUCAUGGAUUGAAGUUGAAGAAGUUUUCCGAAGUUCCUGUGCCACAUCCUAUAGAGCAUUGGAUUCGGGAAUCGGGGCUGUUACCUCUGUCUUCGGUCUACCUCACUAUGGUUGAUGCUGGUCUGAUCUCCGCAUUUGUUGAAAGAUGGCACAGGGAGAUCAGCUCAUUUCAUUUGCCAUUUGGAUAG
Cicer arietinum (chickpea) is the source of this 396-nucleotide messenger RNA. The record is from RefSeq and is a predicted model, not a curated record. Lineage: Eukaryota; Viridiplantae; Streptophyta; Magnoliopsida; Fabales; Fabaceae.